CUGGUACUUUAGCUUUCUAAUAAGAGGACUUGCAUGUUACUCCUCCCUGUCUUCACCAGUGGUUUUGACAAUCAGGAGAAGUUCUUAAUAUAUAAAUGAACAAAAAAUCCUCACAAAUGAUGGCUGCAGCUUCAGCUGAUUUACUGACCAUUAUUCCAUACAAGGAAGACUUCUGGAGUAACCAAACUAACCUAGCCAUAAAUGCCUCGGAAAUUCAAAAUAAUGCCAGUUGUCCCUUAGAUGAGAACUCACUGUCACUUGCUUUGAUAGUUUUUUACUCCAUUAUUUUUGUUGUUGGAUUGGUUGGAAAUAUUAUAGCCCUGUUUGCUUUCCUGUGCAUUCAUCAGAAAAGGAAUUCUAUCCAAGUUUACCUGCUAAAUGUAGCAGUUGCAGACCUUCUGCUGAUCUUCUGUCUUCCCUUCCGAAUACUCUAUCAUGUUACCAAAAACACCUGGAUGUUUGGACUGAUUUUAUGCAAGAUUGUAGGAACUCUAUUUUAUAUGAACAUGUAUAUUAGCAUAGUACUGUUGGGACUAAUUAGCCUAGAUCGUUACGUAAAAAUAAAUAAGUCUGUGAAGCAUCCUAAAAUGUUAACUACUACACGAAGUAUACAUAUUUGUUGUGUGGUGUGGGCACUUGCACUAACAGGAUUUAUAACAGUAGUUGCACCAUCUUUCUUUAAGAGUGAGGACAGCAAUUCUACCAUGUGCUUUCAUUACCGAAAUAAACAGAAUGCAAAGACAGAAGCAAUUUUAAAUUAUAUUAUUGUAAUCAUUUUUUGGAUAGUUUUUUUCCUUUUGAUACUUUCGUAUGUUAAAAUUGCCAAGAACCUUCUAAAAAUUUCAAGGAAAAGAGCAAAUUUUCCCAACGCAGGAAAAUACACCCAGACAGCAAGGAAUUCCUUCAUUGUACUCAUUAUUUUCACCAUCUGUUUUGUUCCUUACCAUGUGUUCCGGUUUGUCUACAUUACAUCACAGUUACAAAAUCCAUCUUGUUAUUGGAAGGAAGUAAUUCACAAAUGCAAUGAGGUGAUGCUUAUAUUUUCAUCUUUUAACAGCUGCUUAGACCCAGUUAUGUAUUUCCUAAUGUCCAGAAGUGUCCGUAAGACUGUAUUCCAACUUAUUUGCAGAAGAAUUCAUGGAGAUUCAGGCCUAACUCUGGAAAGCACUUCAGAAAUAAAACUUGGACAAUAUACACAAGAGCGAUUAUCUACUACCACUCCCCACACAAGUUCUUUGAAGAAGAAGUCUCUGAUUUGAUUGUUUAAAUGAAUGGGUACUAGCUUCUCUUUGUCACUCCAGGACAUCAAUUUAAGACUACCAAAUGCUAUACUGUAGAGCUACUAAUCCUGCCUCUGUCUUCCUGUUAAAAAUGAGAAGUCUUACUUCUGUUUGUGAAAAUGAGAAGUUACUCUUCAGAAGUAUUUUACUCUUGUUUAUCCAAGAAAACAAAACAGGAAGUUCUCAGACAUCUUCUGUUGGACUAAACUAGAACACUAACUCUUUAAGGAGAUUUUCACCAAGUGGUGUCAACCUGCAUAAGGAAUCUUGUAUAUAGACAUUAAUAUUACCAACUUGUGUAUGUAAAUAAUAGAUGAAUUUUGCAAAAAGUAAAUUGUGUCCAUUUGAAAAAGCUCCAUAAACCAUUACAGAUUUUAUGUACUUCUCUGUUUUAACAGGUUUCAAAGAGAUCAGCAUUUUAAUUACAUUUAUGUAAGUAUUUUUUCCAAGAAAAUAUUUGAGAAUUUAGCAACAUAUGUAGCUUAAAAAUGAGGUGAAUAAUACAACUGCCAUUAAUUCAGUUAUAAUUACAGAAGAUACACUUAGUUUUAUUAAACAGCAAAAUUAAAAUAUUCAAGCCUCCUAAGCUCCUUAUUAUAUUUUCAACAUUUUAAUGAAUGUCAAGGUUGAACACCUGAGGAAAACUAAGCAAUGCUUUUAGAAAUUAGAAAUUAAUGAAGGAGAGAUGACAUAUGGGUAUUUUCAGUUACCUAAGAUCUCCUUCAAACUCUGACAAAUUUGGUGACUGCAGCUACACAAAGUAGUUCAAGAAGGAAAAUAAAAACUCACAGAACUGAGCGUAAAGAACAGAAUAGAAAAAUUAGCUCUCGUGAAGACUUGACACACAAGCUCUGAUCUUUACUUGGGCUCAGUCACCGGUCUACUUACAGAUUUCCAAAGCCAGGCAUUUCAGCUGCACGCUUCCUCCCUGGCACAGGCCUUCUCUUUUCACGUGAUUAAAAUAAUCUUGAUAAUUGCUGAUGCUAUCUCAUUAGCAAAGUAACAGCAAUGUCCCAUAGAUACAACUAUAUUCUCAGCUUAAAACCAAACAAGUUUAUGUAUUUAGGCACAAACCAAAAUUUCAAACUGUAACAUUGUUCAAAAAAAAGGGGGCUGAAGGUGGGGGUUGUUUGACCCAAAGACGAGUAAAGAGGCAGUUAUACGAAGAACAACUUAAACGUCUGGCAUGAGAGGCCAGAAAGGUGAACAAAUCAGACACUAGAUGUUAAGCUCCAUAAAAUAAGGAUUUAUUAUCCUGAACAUACCAAGCAAUAUUGCUCAUGUAAGCUGGUUUAAAGAACUUGGUUUUAAUACGACUACCAGUAACUUCUCUGAUGGAUCACAUGACUUUUAAUGCCAAAUCUUUGUCAAACUUGUGGAUUUUUACUAAUUCUGUACAGUAUUCUGGUUUUACAGAAGCUACUCAUAAAAAUCCUAUUGAGCAAAGUAAACGUAACACUUCACCUCUGCUAGAUAUAAACUUGGUUUAAUUUUUAUGUGUUUUUACUUCAUUCAGUAUUGGUGAAACUGGGUAUAAACACAUUAAACAAAUUACCGUUACUAGCUAA
Messenger RNA from Aquila chrysaetos chrysaetos, 2848 nucleotides. RefSeq names its product G protein-coupled receptor 34 (gene GPR34). Lineage: Eukaryota; Metazoa; Chordata; Aves; Accipitriformes; Accipitridae. Gene Ontology annotation, biological process: G protein-coupled receptor signaling pathway. Bases 96 to 1259 code for a protein of 387 amino acids. The transcript is spliced from 2 exons. Gene Ontology annotation, molecular function: G protein-coupled purinergic nucleotide receptor activity. The record is from RefSeq and is a predicted model, not a curated record. Gene Ontology annotation, cellular component: membrane.